GUUCCCUAAUGUGAUCGUGCAGCUCAGCGCCAGCACUGCCGCCCCUGUUGUGCCGGCACAGGUCCUGGUCUCCAGCAUCUCUUCCCAGAACCCUGGCACUGCUAUCCAGGUUCCUGUCAUCUUCGGCCAGAGCAACACCAUGCCCAACCAGGUCCCUGAAGUCUACACCCAGGGCCCAGACGCCUCCAACCAGGGCAGCUUGUCUGCUGAGGAACACAGGCAGAAGGUCAUGGAUGCUGCCGAGGCUCUCCUGAUGCUGCAUAACUCCCCUGAGGCCCUGCAAGAGACUCGCAGAACCCCAGGUACAUACCUGGAUCCUUGGAUGAGGAACAGGGAGCGAGGGUGGGGGGUGCUGGAGAGUGUGGGGAAACAACGGGUUGUGCUGACGGAGCGGUGA
Messenger RNA from Mus pahari (shrew mouse), 397 nucleotides. Its product is annotated as doublesex- and mab-3-related transcription factor C1-like. The transcript is spliced from 2 exons. The record is from RefSeq and is a predicted model, not a curated record. Lineage: Eukaryota; Metazoa; Chordata; Mammalia; Rodentia; Muridae. The annotation marks the transcript as partial.